Messenger RNA from Tachysurus fulvidraco (yellow catfish), 1580 nucleotides. It is a transcript of the gene gja2, whose product is annotated as gap junction protein, alpha 2. Gene Ontology annotation, biological process: cell communication. Gene Ontology annotation, cellular component: connexin complex. NCBI's taxonomy places the organism in Eukaryota, Metazoa, Chordata, Actinopteri, Siluriformes, Bagridae. The record is from RefSeq and is a predicted model, not a curated record.
GUGUGUGUGUGUGUGUGUGUGUGUGUGUGUGUGUGUGGUAUUUUCCCUGUAGAAGGGAGAAUAUAUUUAGCCAAAUUCUAAACACUUCCCUGCCAUCUGAUUGGUUGAGCCGCUGUCAGUCUACAUGAAGGAGGCAGCAUACGGUUUACAGUUCUCUCUAAGGGAUUGUGUUGUCUGCCAAAUUUAACCCUAACACACACACACACACACACACACACACACACACACACACACACACACACACACACACACACACACACAACAUGUUUAUUGGCGGAUGGUUAUAGCUUGUAGUCACAGUUUUGUUGUUGCUCUGUGUUAAUGAGAGGUUUCAGCUGUGUGUAGAUGUGUGUGUUGGGACUCAUACUGGAUGUGAACAUAUAGUGAAGACUGUGUGUGGAUAGUCAGUCAUGGGUGAUUGGAGCUCAUUGGGGAAGUUGUUGGAGAGUGCUCAGGAACACUCCACUGUGGUGGGGAAGGUGUGGCUCUCUGUGCUCUUCAUCUUCAGGAUCCUGGUUCUGGGAGCAGCAGCAGAGAAGGUGUGGGGCGAUGAGCAGUCAGGUUUCACCUGUGACACCAAGCAGCCUGGCUGUCAAAAUGUCUGCUAUGACCGAACCUUCCCCAUCUCACACAUCCGGUUUUGGGUCAUGCAGAUCAUCUUUGUGUCAGUUCCCACGCUCAUAUACCUGGGACACAUCCUGCACCUGCUGCGUAUGGAGGACAAGCAGAAGCGUGUGGAUAAGGAUGGAGCUGGGAAAGCGGGAAAAGUAACAACAACCAUUCGGGAUGAACAGGGAAAGAUCAGGCUGCAGGGAGCUCUGCUUCGCACGUAUGUGUUCAAUGUCAUUUUCAAAACCCUGCUGGAGGUGGGCUUCCUGGUAGCACAGUACUUCCUAUAUGGCUUUGAGCUCAAGCCCAUGUACACGUGCAGCAGCUGGCCAUGUCCCAAUACAGUAAACUGCUACAUCUCACGCCCUACAGAGAAAACCAUCUUCAUCCUGUUCAUGCUAGCUGUAGCAUGUGUGUCACUUCUCCUAAAUUUGGUGGAGAUGUACCACCUUGGCUUCACCAAGUGUCGACAGGGUCUCCGCUUUCGCCAUUCGAUCUCUGACUCUUCCUCCAAAACACCUAGUGAGGAAGCUGUUAUUCCAUUUGUUGCCAGUUACCCCUAUUACCCUGCCCAUGCCCCACCCCCUGAGCCUCAGUACAAACUCCCAGACACUGACGGCUCUUUUCCCGCGUACGGCAGUCGCUCCGCCCACAAACAGAACAACGAUAACCUUGCCGUUGAGCGCAUCACCACAGAGACCAAAGCUGACCCUGCAGAAACCAAACCUGAUGAAACCAGGGUGAAGAAAACCUCAAGUUCUGCCCCUGGAUCUCCGUAUUACCAGCGCAGGCCGAGCUAUGCUAGUCGCUAUAGCAACAAUAAGAGCCGACUGGACGAUCUGAAAAUUUAAGGAGAAGAAAAAAAUGAAAUAAAACCUAACAACCAACUAGUGAUACCACAAUACACACAGAUACACACACAUACAGAUACAAAUGCAAACAAACACACACACACAAACAAUAGACACAAA